Molecule: messenger RNA, 3237 nt
Organism: Perca fluviatilis (European perch)
Lineage: Eukaryota; Metazoa; Chordata; Actinopteri; Perciformes; Percidae
Product: leucine-rich repeat-containing protein 24-like
Exons: 9
Coding region: 32-2365 (777 amino acids)
Molecular function (GO): protein binding
Source: RefSeq, a predicted model, not a curated record
UCACAAUAAAGAUAAUGGAGCAGUGACUACAAUGUUAGUCGUAGUAGUUCAUGUCAUAGCAGGGCAUGGCAGGGCGUUACAAGAUGUACAGCAGAGCGUGGGUGGACGCGGUAGAAGCGGCGCGACGCAGCAGGAUGCUGCAGGACGCAGCCGGACACAGCAGGGCGUAGCAGGGUGUAGCAGGACCACAGCGACAGCUGCACCCAGGACCCAGUUCUUGGUGCCACGGAAUAUUCUGGGCGAAAAAGAAACAAAUGGACUCCAGGGAGUAAACUCCCCAGAGCUAGCCCUGUGUGUUGGUGUGAUGGCUGUGUCCCCGGUGCUUCCUCUGUCCCUGCUUCUCCUGUCCCUCCACACUCCCAGCACAGCGUCUCCGUCCUGCCCUGUGAGCUGUCGCUGCUACAGCCUCACUGUGGAAUGCGGUUCGACCGGCCUUAGGGACAUCCCUAAACACGUCCCUCCGUCCACACAGGUACGCCCAUUACACGUCCACACAGGUACGUCCAUUACACGUUCCUACUCACACAGGUACGUCCAUUACACGUCCCUCCGUCCACACAGGUACGCCCAUUACACAUCCCUCCGUCCACACAGGUACAUCCAUUACACGUCCACACAGGUACGCCCAUUACACGUCCCUCCGUCCACACAGACCGUCUUCCUCCAGGACAAUGUGAUUGGUCAGAUCCGUCGACAUGACUUCACUCUGCUGAGGCACCUGCACUACCUGUACCUGCAGAACAACAGCAUCUCAGCAGUGGAGCCGGGCUCCUUCCAGAACCAGGGCCAGCUGUUGGAGCUGGCUCUGAAUGGGAACCGGGUCCACCUGGUGACAGCUGACAUGUUCCAGGGACUCGAACAUCUCCGCAUUCUUUACCUGGCAGGAAAUGACAUCACACGUCUGCUGGACUACACUUUCCGUGGCUUACAGCGCCUGCAGGAGCUCCAUUUGCAGCACAACAGUAUAGAGAUGUUAGCAGACCAGGCUCUCGUUGGUUUGACUUCUCUGGCCCUGCUGGACCUGAGCAGGAAUAAUCUUCACACCAUUGGCCCUGCGUCCCUGCGCCCUCUGGUCAGCCUGCAGGUGCUGCGCAUCACAGACAACCCGUGGCGCUGUGACUGUGCUCUGCACUGGCUGCGGAGCUGGAUCGAUGAGGAGGGCCAGCGCCUGCUCAGCUCUGCAGAGCGUCGCCUGGUCUGCACCGAGCCACCGCGCCUCUCCCACCUCAGCCUGGUGGAGGUCCCCCUCAAUAGCCUGGUGUGUAUCCCUCCACUGGUGCAGCUGGAGCCCAGGAGGCUCGCUGUGCGCCUGGGAGAGAGCCUCAGGGUGUCCUGCCAUGCCUCGGGCUACCCUCGGCCACAGGUGACGUGGAGAAAGGCGUCCCAGGGGAAGGUGGUGCUCUCUCCCAGAGGCCUGGUGCAGGAGCUGGGUGCUGGAGGAGGGGCAGUGGGGGGUGCAGAGGAGCCGUCCGAGGAAGGCCGGGUCAGUCUGCAGAAGACUGCCGGCGAGCGCUUCGACCCCGACACCGGCAGCGGCAUGCUGUUCCUCAGCAACGUGACUGUGGCUCACGCAGGUUUCUACGAAUGUGAAGCCUGGAAUGCGGGCGGUGUGGCCAGAGUGACCUUUCAGCUCGCCAUCAACUCUUCCACUUCCUCUUCCUCCUCUUCCUCCUCCAUCUGGGCCUCGUGGUCCCAGGUGUCGUCCCCGUACUCGCCGGCCUGGCCCCGGCUAAGAAACCACGGCCCUGCUGUGGGCUCCGAGGUGAGCCGCGAGCCGCUCUACGCUCUGGGCAGCAUGGCCUUCAGCGCUCUGGGAGCAGCCACACAGACGGCCAUCGCUGUGGGCAUCUCGCUGCUCGCCCUGACCGCUCUGCUGCUGCUCGCCAUGAUCUACAGCCGCCAGCAGCAGCCAGACAAGGACGCUGAUGGAGCCGAGAAGGUGAACUGUAACCUGCAGGAGGAGAGCAUCCUGUACGUGAAUGACUACUCGGACGGCCCCACCACCUUCGCCCAGCUGGAGGAGUACCGGGACGAGCGCGGCCAUGAGAUGUACGUCCUCAACAGGGCCAAGCCUGUGCUGCCUCCUGCCCCCCCCACGGCUGUCUCCACCACUAACCUGGGCUGCUCAGCUCCGUCUGACACCUCCAGCCACACCCUGUCCUCUGGGCUGGGCCAGACCACCAGCCCCACUCUGGCCCCCAACAAAAAGCAGCAGCAGCAGGAGGGCGACAUACGGACCAUGAGGAGAAUGGCGGGGGAGGGAGGGGAAGCUGAGCCUGUGAUUACUUCAGAGGCAGAAGGGAUGUUUCUUAAUCACACAGGUCUGUUCAUGGACUCUCAGAUCGCAUACGAGAUCCACUGCUGAAGCGGAGAGAAUCCACUGCAACACAGAGGCUCUGUGUGUGAAUCCUUUCUAUUACUCCCCCACAGUGACGGACUCUUAUUGGAGAAGGGUUACAUACCUGGCACAGCUCACAAUCGGGUUUGCUACAUCAACGGCACUUUAGACUUUGGAAUGAACAUAAUUUGACCUUUGCACGCUAAAACAGCAGUGGUCAGUAGGCUGGUGGGUAGACUGCUAUUCAAAUGCCCUACAGUCAAAGACCCAUUUAACUGGGCUCAGGUAGAAGCUGAGCUGCACACAACAGAACUGUCCUGUACAUGAACAUCUGGCUCAGCAUUUAUCAGAGCUACUUUCACACCAGAAACCUUUUCAGCAUCAUUGCUGUGCAAGAGUUAACAUCUGUCCUCUCAAGAACUCUGAAGGCUCCAGUUUGCAGGGUGAGCAUAACGCAAGGGGGACAUCAUGGAACCUUCCAUUUCAUGAGCAUGUAGGAACCAAAGUGUGUUUUUACAACUGUUGUUGUUAAUGUCUGGACAUGCUGUUGAGCAUCUGAAGGCAGUACAGUGGGGUGUGUGACAGCAACAGCUGAAUUUUGUAAUUACUUAUUUAAAUGUUUUAGGUAAUGGGUUAAAUCACCACAGAGAACUUUCUGAAAAUUCUGUUUUCUUAAUCUCAAAAUCGUGAAACUGUUAACACAUUGGGACUGUUGCAGUGGCAGAAAGGAUUCAGCACCGUCAACAGUAUAGAUUAUAGUCCCACACCUGAAAAAGAUAAGAAACUGUAGAAAGAAACACACUGCAAAUACAGAAAACACAACCUAAUACAGACACACUGAAAAUACAGAACACACACUGCAAAUACAAAACACACACUGCAAAUACAGAACACACACU